This is a messenger RNA of Aspergillus glaucus CBS 516.65, 313 nucleotides long. RefSeq lists its product as uncharacterized. Bases 36 to 212 code for a protein of 58 amino acids. NCBI's taxonomy places the organism in Eukaryota, Fungi, Ascomycota, Eurotiomycetes, Eurotiales, Aspergillaceae. The record is from RefSeq and is a predicted model, not a curated record. The transcript has a single exon.
CAGUGACAAACUGCAGGAACUCCUCCAAAGUCACCAUGUGUUGCUCUUCACCCUCUUCUCCAUCAAUGAAGAUAAGAGGUUCACCAGUUCUCUUGGUGGGUAUCAUCGUCGUUCAUCUCGUUUCGGUUGGCCCUAGGAGGGGCAACGGUAUCGUUCGGUCGAGCCAUACUGUCCACGAUCAUUGUAUCGGUCGGUACUCGGUAUCAAUCUGAUUCGUUCAGUCGGUUGGUGUGCGGGACGCACUACUAUGGCUUGAGAUUCGAUAAUAUGUCACGGGCUCGGACCAGUAGACAUUAACGAAUUGAUAUUCCUA